ACGUAGGUAGAGUGCAUUCCUGCCAACGGAACAACUAUCGGAAUCCGGUUACCAAGGUACCACCGGGUCAAACUCCUGAAUGCACCCGUUGUUUAUUUUCCUGGCCUGGUUUCAGUCUUCCAGAGGGACGUCAAUCGAUAAGUAGUGAAAAAUUGCCGCUCCGUGGUGGAAUUUGCUGAUUUUCUUCAUUCAAAGAUUUUAAUUGAACGGAAUAAUGGAGAAAGAGACCCGUUCGAAGCAGAUUUCGAUCGUUCCGAAGAACGUUUUCGGUCUGCGGACGGACAUCCUUGGAAAUGUGCACUUUACCACGAAGCAGGAGAUAAUCUACCCGGUGGCGGGGGUUUUGGCCAUCCAUGACUUUGCCACCAAUAAGCAGAAGUUUUUGAGAUUUCCCGAAAACUACCACCCGGAAAGGAUUGUUGUUUCCCCGGACCGAAAGUACAUAGCCAUAUCCGAAAAAAGCGCCGAUAACAAAUCCCUGAUCAACAUCUACGAUAUUGCCACGCUGAAGAAGCGCAAAACCCUGCAGCUGCCCCCGGACUGUCCCAACACCCAGAUCGGUAACAUCUGCUUUACGUACGACUCACGUGGAAUUGCGGUCCUGUCCGUUGAACCGGAUGCCUUCCUGUCGAUCUUUUCGUUCGACAAGAACGAAUCACUCAUCAUCGGACGUGCCUCCAACUCCAGCCAACAGGGCCAGGCCAACUAUCUGUCCUGCAAUCCGGGCGAUGCCACGAUCGUUGCCGUCGGCGGCUACUACAUGUUGAAGAUCAUGAACAAAACGGACAAGGGUUUCGGCCAAAUCGGUACCAUCAAGGGAGACAACUUGCUGGUAACGUCGAUUGCUUGGUUGACCGCUGAAGCACUCGCCGCAGGAACGGCGGAAACCGAACUGAUCGUCGUCGAAUCUGGAGAACUCAAACUGAAGCUUAGAGCUGAUGAAGUCGAGAAGAUAGAUCUCUCGGCAGACACGGACGGUGAGCUAUCACCCACUCCGGAAGGUAGCGACUCAGGCAUCAAGAAAGACAACCACGACGUUCUUUGUUUGACGCAGUUUAAUCAAGGAUUCCUCUAUUCGAUCCACAAUUCUGUGCACGUAUUCGAGAAAACCACUAACUACAUCUUCACGAAGAAGUCGGUCAUACGAAUCCCCAUUACCCUGUACGAUCAGCAAUCAUACAAGAUCAUGAAUGUCGCCGUGAACGCCGAACAGGACACGAUCGUGGUAGCGACGAAGCAUUCCCAAAUCUACAUAGGAAUGCUCUUUGUGCCGGAAACUCUGAAGGUUAGCGAGCUCGUUUUCAGACAUCUCGGUGAACCGUUGCAUGUCCGUGGGAUCGUUGGAUUGUCCGUGUGCUCCUGGAAGCCGAUUAUCAUGACAGCAUCCAAGGAUCUCACGAUACGUCUGUGGAACUAUCAGAGCAUGAAGGUCGAAUUGGUCAAAAAGUUCCAGAUCGAGAUUGGGGUCAUUGCGCUGCAUCCAUCAGGGUUCUUCGCCGCCGUCGGGUUCAUCGAUUUGCUUCGGUUGAUGCAAGUUCAGCUAGACGACCUUAAGGUCACCAAAGUGUUCAACUAUCCGAAUUGUACUCAGCUGAAAUUUUCCAACCAUGGUCAUCUGCUGGCGGCAGCCCACGGCAACAUCAUCAGUUUGAUCUGCAUCUUUACAUUCAGUGUCAUUCAAACGCUAAAAGGACAUAACGGAACCAUACUAAGUUUGUCCUGGUCGACUGAUGAUCUAUUCCUGGCUUCCGGCGGCAACGAUGGGGCGAUCUACAAAUGGAAUGUCGUCACCGGCGAACGGAUGGAGGAGAUCGUUCAGAAAGGCAUUCACUACCGAUCACUAUCGUUGACGAGCGAUGCCAACUCGGUGUUUGCCAUCACCAAUACCGGGCUAAUACGGGAGAUGUGCAAGUCCGAUAUUAACCGCGAAUUCAAAAUUCCGGAGCUGACGCCUUUGACAGAUAUUUCCCUCUCCCGAUCGGAUCUGAUCAUGUUCGUGGGAACGGAAAAGGGUCACCUGUACUACGUGGACAGUAGCAAUGGGAACUGCAGCAAUUUUAGAUUUUUCAACACAAAGAUCACGAAGGUCUGCAUGACCUACAACGAUUGUACGCUGGUGACAGCAGCUGACGAUGGAACGCUGAUAAUCUGGACGAUCUUGAACAACGAGGGUAAAACGGCAUCGCAUGCUAGAGAACUUGGCCAGUGCUCUGACAUACUGAUUGCGCGGCAAGAUUUGGUCGAUAAAAUCGAUUUGAUUUCUACACUGGAGAUGCGGAUCCAGCAACAAAUUAUGGAGUUUCAGUACAAGAUGAAGCAAGGGGAUCGGUUCCAUUCGGAGCAGAUGAGAGACAUUCACCGGGAUUACUGUGCAGCCAUCGAGGAGUUGAAGAAAAAGAAUGAGGAAAUGGAGCUGGCUCACCUGGAGGAGUUCAAUCUAAUGACGGCUAGCAUCGCCCAGGCGAAGGAAGACCAUCAGAAAGAAAUGAUGGAUUUCGAAGGGCAGUUUCACGAGAAGAUCAUUAUGGAAUAUGAUAAGCUCACUGAACUGAAGCAACGAAUGGACCAGAUGCGAGAGGAUUAUGAAGUCAAGCUCCGGCGAUCAGCAGGCUGUUUGCAGGAUACGAUCGAAUCCCUGGAAUCUGAACAAAGGAAGCAACUGAACGACAAACAGGAAAUCAUCAACGGCCUGCUGAAGGAUAUGGAACGAAAACGCAUGGAGUUUGACGAGUACUGUAAACAAGUUGACGUGGAUAACGAUCGCAACAAGGUGGAGCUUCAGUUGAACUAUGAGAAGAAGCUCCAAGAGGAGCAGGAAAACUGCAUGAAGUGGCGGGGAGAGGCCGGUGUGUUGAAGAAAAAGUUUUCCACCCUCAGCCGAGAGACGGAAAAUUAUCGGAAGGACAUUGAAACCCUCCAGUACCAGCAUGGAAAGUUUCAACAAGCUAUCAAACAGCAUCAGCGAGAUAUUGAAGAUCUAAAGCAGGAGCUAGCGGAUCGAGAACUGACUAUAAAGGAGAAAGAAAGGAAGCUGCAUGAGAUGAGUAAGAGAACUAACGACUUAGAGAAAUAUAAACAGGUUCAAACGCACAAAAUCACCGAGCUGAGGAGCCAAAUAGAACCGAAGCAGAGGGAAAUCAGAGAGAAGAAAGAAGUAAUUGGCGAAAUGGAGAAGAAACUGGAGGAAUUACAACAGAAUAACAAGCAGCUGGCACUGCAGUUGCAGGAGCUUCGCGACAAAUACUACGGAGCCGAUUUGGAGCUUCGAAAGGAACGGAAUCGUUUCCGUGGUGCAAAGCACCAGUAUCAACAGGUUUGUCGUGAGAUCUACAACGUAGCAGGACUGAUUCAGAAGCCCGAGGAGCUGAAACGAGGAAUUACGGAUUUGUGCCAUCGGUACUCGGACGACAAGGAGCUGCAGAAGUCGUUGGCUUUGGACGAGGACGUCCAGAAUGAGUUCCUUCGACAGAGAGAACACCUGGAGAAGUUGACCAAGAGUUCUAAAAUGAAGAGUGGCCAGAAGAAGGACACCGGUGAAACGAUGAAGCUGAUGAAGGAAAACAUGGAACUGCUGGCAGAGUUGAACAAGCUGAGAGAGCUACUGAAUGAGAAACAACGCGCUUGCACCCGAAUGGAGGCACUGCUGGGGUUAUCCAGUAAAGCCAUAUCACCCCGGGAAGCGAAAUUGAAGCUGGAAAAGGCUGUCUCUGACAAGGACGAAUUGGAGAACAGACACCGUGAGCAGGUUACUAAACUGCAAGAAGUAAUCAAAUCGCUAUCGAACGAAAAUCAAAACUUGCGAUCGGAAAUCGUGGCUUUAAACAAGAAGAAUAACGGUCGAAGUUAAGCACUUUACCUUCGUACUCAUGUAAAUAUACUUUUAAGAGUUUACUAUCAAUGGAC
Molecule: messenger RNA, 3903 nt
Organism: Ochlerotatus camptorhynchus
Lineage: Eukaryota; Metazoa; Arthropoda; Insecta; Diptera; Culicidae
Gene: tous
Product: testes of unusual size
Exons: 8
Coding region: 215-3847 (1210 amino acids)
Molecular function (GO): protein binding
Source: RefSeq, a predicted model, not a curated record